UGCAGGCUGCAGUUUAUAAAUGAAUCUUAGAUACAAAAAUUGGUUUGAAAAUCAACUAAUAAUACUAAUCUUUUAUCGUAAACAUGUAUAGUAUUGAAGAGAACAGGAAUUACUUUUUUUAUUCGUGGUUUAAAUAAUCACAACAAAGUUUUCGUCAUUUUGUUAAAUUCCUUACAAGAAAAUAGGAAUAAUCCUAAUUGUAAUACUCCAGAGCGGUCUCAAGUAACCUUCUUUUUGAGUGUGUUAUAUGUGACGAAUAUAGUUAAAUAAUGCAAGUAUAUAAAUAUGAGAUACAAUAAGCAUGAAUUAGCUGCUUUGGCCUCCCAAACUUCUCAAAAUUUUGAACGUGAAGGAGUACUAGUAUUAAAGGAAAAGCAGGAUGGAUUUUUUCGAAGAUCUGAUGGUACCUCCAUUCGAUGGUUCCGUCUUAGUGGUAAUCUACUGUUUUAUUUGAAGGGCCCCGAGCCUUGGUAUGAACCCAUGGGAGUUAUAGUGCUGGGGAACCAUAAAAUCAAGGAACAAAAUCAAGAUGAUAAUGGACAUUGGCCAUUUCAAAUUGUUUGGGAUAAUGGCUUAUGGUAUAGAAUAGCUGCCUUCAAUGAAUCAGAACGUACACACUGGAUGAAAGCUAUACAAAAUGCACCAUAUCACGUUAUACAUUCUCAGUUUAAUGAAUUGAAGGAAAGACUGAAUAAAAUCAGGCCCAUUGUGGAUAUUACAACUCACAGAAUACAGAAGGGAAUUGUAGCUGAUAUGACUGAAAUUCCUCUAUGCGAACUUUCACUCUCAUGUGAUAAUCUUUUAUGCGAUGCUUACGGAAAACCACCUUCUCCAUUGAUUGUUGUUUAUGUAAGAUAUUCUAAAGAGGUGUGCAUCAAGUAUGGUACAACAGAAGUUGUUGAGAGUUGCAGUAAUCCUUUCUUUUCAAAAACAAUACUUUUUCGUGCAAGCGAUGGUUUGACAGGCGAUGUAAUGAUCAGAAUUGUCGCCUACAAUGUAAAGGAACGAGUUACUGAAACCGCUGUUCCCAUGGGUUUCACCUCAUUACAACUGAGUACUAUACAGGAAGCCCAAAGACUUAGAGUGGCCUUAAUGACUCGUGAAAAUAAAACAGUUGGUUUUGUAACCAUUCACGGCUGGAGUCUAGAACCUUCUUAUAUUGGUACAAGCCCCAGUCAUUCAAAUGAAAAGAAUUGCAUUGAUAUACCACAAAAAGUUAUGUGCCAUCGUCGUUCUCAAUCUUUACCUCCGAGAUUGGGUCUGAAGUUAAAGUUUCCUUCCUACAGUAAUUUAUUGAAGCGCAACUUUGUGAAUAGCCAUCAAGUGACUUAUAGAUUUCAUUCAGGUCUGGGUGGUGAUAUCACUGUACAUGAAAUCAUGGCGGAACCAAAACUUUGUUAUCAAGUGCCCGUGCAAUUGUUAGAUAUUUAUAUUCAAAGAGAAAAGGAGCUUUUAGAAGAGAUUUUGUCUGUUGGAACUAUAAGUGGACAGUGGCAGACUCGGCAGCUAGAUUUGGCUAGCACACAUGUGUCCUUGUUGAAACACUACUGUCAUUCUAAACGAUGUCUUCAAAUUGCAGAGAAUCCCUAUUUUAAACGAAGUUCUAAAAAAGAUGAUUCCAGCUUAGAAUUUGCAGCUGUAAAUUUACAUUUGCAACGAAUGUGGGUACACAAUGAUACGUUGAACAGGACCGGUUUCCACGACGUGAUAACGGCUGGCGCUUUCGCCGCGCAUACCCAUAAGGCUGAGAGAACCGGAGGUCUGAUUAGGUUAGUGCAGCAAGUGAAAGAUAUAAACAGUUCAAAGGCGGCGAUGAAUUUGGCAACCGCAAAUAAAAUACAAGUGGAAUAUGACAAUGUUGUUGCACUGAGGCGACUUUGUGAAGAAGCAAGUCACGAUAUGGACAGGGUAUUAGUUCUUCUGCAAGCUAAACAGAAGGUAGAAAUAGUUACGGUCAUUGAAGUUAUAAAGAGUAAGAUAAAAAGCAUUCUUGCUUUAUGGGAACCAUGUGUAGUUGAAGAGAUGUUAGCCAGCAUUGGUUGGUCUAAGAAUAGUUGCACUGAUAUAUCUGAAGACCAGACAUUGUCAACAAUUUUACGUCUCACAGAACAACUUAGUAUAUUCGAUGCGACCGGUUCAGAUUGUGAUACUUACGAUGCUUCCUCAAGUUCUAGUUCCAAAGAUACUUCGCCUACUGGCGAUGCUCCUUCUCUAUCUGCCACGAAUGUAUGUCCUGGCCCUUCUAAAUUUUGCAAAGAUUCAAUCAAAGAUAUUAUAGAAGGAGCUGAAUUGAAUUUCCAUAAUGAUUACUUCGACAGUGAAGGAUGUGCUAAUUUGAAUUCAAUAAAUAUUCCUUUAUCUAGUAAGUUAAAUUCUAUAGAGACGCAAACCUCAACCUCUUUCGAACAAGUCUCUUAUAGAAGUCUGGUGGAUAGCUUGAGUCGAAAUAAGAAUACUGAGGUAAAAUCCAAAAGUGUUACGUUGCCAACAAUAGGUCUUUUGGAUUCAACCGCAAGAGAAAAUAAUCUAUUGUCCCUGAAAAGUUUCGGCAGUAAUAUAGAGACCUCGUUUGCUGCAUUUGUAGAAGCUACAUUGAAGACUUUGGAAAAUAGCACAGAUAUAUCAGAAGAACAGUUGGAUAGUUUGCGUUCGUUAGUGGAGCAGAUCAAAAGAGAAGCGGAGACAUUGUUGCGUUGGGCACGCGUAUCACACGCGGCUAUGCGGAUACGAUGCGAAUCACCGACGUGGACCAAGGAACAUGCCGCCUUACAAACACGACGCGAUACAUGCUUCUCACAGGCUCUGGCCACAGUUACUACAGGUCUGAUAUGUUGGUUCAAUUCUAUGCCUGCGGAAGUAAUUGUGAAACUGUUGAGUUCAGAUCUAGGCCCUCUGUGUGGUUUUGAGGCUUUGCUUAGCCUGUACUCUACAGAAAAGGCUAUGUGGGGUGAUAUGGUGGUUGCCGUUGAGGAUUUACAAACUGUGCUUUUUACACUCACUAAAGUUGGACACAGUGCAAGUGCCAUACCUCAAGUAAGUGGGUCAAGAAGUGCGCUCUCUGUGUCUAUUCCUAUUUCGGAUUCACUCUAUUCAAAAUUUACAUGUAAACAGCAUCUCAACUUCACAAUCACCGCAGUGUUCUUCAACAUAGGUAUAAAUGAGAAAGCCACUUUAGCUGAAGCUUUAGGAGAGACCACACCACAAUAUCAGUCAAAUUGUGACAAUCUGGAAAGAUUAAACAAGUACUAUUAUAAAUAUAAUAAAGUGUUUCCAGCAGAUGUAUUAGCAGCAAGCAGAGCAUCUUCAAGAACGAAACCUUUGGAGGAGGUUAUGGAAAAUUUGAAAAUAUCUGUACAUAAGAAAAUUCCGAAGAAUAUUGAAGUGUUACAUUUGUCUUCGUUAGCCACAAGACUUAUGAAUGGUGUUAGGUUUACGUCGUGUAAAAGUGCCAAAGACAGAACAGGGAUGUCGGUGACGUUAGAACAGUGCUCUAUUUUAGCUUCAGAGUAUCAUUUGGCAGAACAUGAAAUGAAGAAAGCAUUAAAUAUCAUGAGAAGUGAAGGUUGUCGCAGAGAGAAUACGUUUAAGAACAUCGGUGUGAGAAAAUAUGCGUUUACGAAAAAGCAAAUGAUGGCAUUACCUGAAGAAUAUCGACCACCUCCCGGCACAUAUGGAUCUACACAAACUUAGACUAUAAAAUCAGUUUGUAUUUUUU
Molecule: messenger RNA, 3715 nt
Organism: Papilio machaon (common yellow swallowtail)
Lineage: Eukaryota; Metazoa; Arthropoda; Insecta; Lepidoptera; Papilionidae
Product: phosphatidylinositol 3,4,5-trisphosphate-dependent Rac exchanger 2 protein
Exons: 19
Coding region: 286-3690 (1134 amino acids)
Cellular component (GO): cytoplasm
Molecular function (GO): phosphatidylinositol-3,4-bisphosphate 4-phosphatase activity
Source: RefSeq, a predicted model, not a curated record